AAGCUCUUAAUAAACUGGAAACUAAUCCUUCUUCGAAGCGAAGCACAAAGUAAAAGUAAAAGAUGGCUGGUUAUAGAGCAGAGGACGACUAUGACUACCUAUUCAAGGUGGUUUUGAUCGGUGAUUCAGGCGUGGGGAAGUCCAAUUUGCUCUCAAGGUUCACCAGGAACGAGUUCAGCUUGGAAUCCAAGUCCACCAUUGGCGUUGAGUUCGCAACUCGGAGCUUAAACGUCGAUGGCAAAGUCAUCAAAGCUCAGAUUUGGGACACUGCUGGUCAAGAAAGGUAUCGUGCCAUAACAAGUGCCUAUUACCGAGGAGCUGUUGGUGCGCUUCUCGUGUACGAUGUUACCCGGCACUCCACGUUUGAGAAUGUCGAGAGGUGGUUAAGAGAGUUAAGGGAUCACACGGAUCCCAACAUUGUAGUCAUGCUCAUCGGUAACAAAUCAGAUCUCCGUCAUCUUGUGGCCGUCCCGACCGAGGACGGGAAGUCUUUUGCCGAGAAAGAGUCCCUCUACUUCAUGGAAACAUCUGCUCUCGAUGCUACAAAUGUGGAAAAUGCAUUUGCUGAAGUUCUUACACAAAUCUACCAUAUCGUGAGCAAAAAAGCCAUGGAAGCGGGCGAAGAAGGGAUUAACUCGGUUGUUCCCUCCAAAGGUGAGAAAAUCGAUGUCGGUAAAGAUGUCUCCGCGAUGAAGAAAGGGGGUUGUUGUUCAAGCUAGAAUGUAGUUAAUCUGAAGAAGUCUGAUUGUUUUACCGAUGUGGGU
Molecule: messenger RNA, 764 nt
Organism: Hibiscus syriacus
Lineage: Eukaryota; Viridiplantae; Streptophyta; Magnoliopsida; Malvales; Malvaceae
Product: ras-related protein RABA1c
Exons: 2
Coding region: 63-719 (218 amino acids)
Cellular component (GO): endosome
Molecular function (GO): GTP binding; GTPase activity
Source: RefSeq, a predicted model, not a curated record